UAUUGUCUCAUUUCCGUGCUAUAUAAACAAGAGAGAGGCUGUUUCAUUUGCUCACUGACACCGCUAUUCUUCUAGAAGUAGUUUCUAGCAGUUCUGAAAAUAUAAUGCAUGCAAGUUAAAGGACUGAAAAUGAGAUUAACCAAGCAAAGCAUUUGGAAAAUAAUCUCCAUCUUGUUUAUGGCCAUAACAGUGCCCUUCUUACUGUAUUCGCCGAAGAAAAAAUGCUCUCAAAAGCCAGAACUGGACCUGAGUCACUUGAUAAAGCAAGAUGUUGGAGAACUUCAGGCUUGCUCUGCUAUCAUCCAAGGAGAUAUGGACGGAGUGGACAACGAAAACUUCGCCAAGCUCUUGACCUUCAAAAAAAGAACAUCUUUUCUAUCCGAGACCUUCUAUUUUAAUGCAACUAAGGACUGUCAAGCCUUCCUGAUGGACCGAGGGUUUCUUACAGUUUCUCUUAGUAAGGAGGAGAAAGAUUUUCCCAUUGCUUUCUCCAUGGUGAUUCAUAACAAGAUCGAGAUGUUCGAAAGGCUGCUGAGAGCUAUUUACACUCCACAUAAUGCAUACUGUGUUCACAUAGACCAGAAGUCUCCGGACGUUUUUAAAGAAGCCGUCCGGGCCAUCGUGUCUUGCCUGCCCAAUGUUUUUGUGGCUAGCAAACUAGAAAACGUGGUCUACGCGUCCUGGUCUCGAGUUCAAGCGGAUGUCAACUGCAUGGAGGAUCUACUUAAGUCACCUGUUAAGUGGAAGUAUCUACUCAACACAUGUGGCACAGAUUUUCCCAUUAAAACCAAUGCAGAAAUGGUGUGGUCUCUAAAACAUCUGAAUGGGAAGAACAAUAUGGAGUCGGAGGUCACAAACGAAUUUAAAAAAAACCGUUGGCUGUAUCAUCACAAUGUCACCAACGAUGUGAUUCGGACGGACGUUCAAAAGUCGCCCCCACCCAUAAAGUCACCUAUGUUUUCAGGGAGUGCCUAUUUUGUGGUUUCGAGAGAGUUUGUGGAUCAUCUCUUCAAAAGCAAAGAGGUUCAGGAAUUUAUGGAAUGGGAGAAAGAUACGUACAGUCCGGAUGAGCACAUGUGGGCUACUUUACAAAGGAUGCCUACGCUGCCAGGAUCCAACCCGCCAAACAGUAAAUUCGAUCAAACGGAUAUGAACUCGAUUGCUCGUCUGGUAAAGUGGAAAUACCAUGAGGGGGAUCUAAAAGAUGGGGCUCCUUAUCCGCCAUGCACUGGGGUACACAGACGGUCAGUGUGCGUCUAUGGAGCCGGGGAUUUGAAAUGGAUUGUAAGACAAAAGCAUAUUUUUGCAAACAAGUUUGACCCAGAAGUAGACGAUGUUGCAAUCAGGUGUAUGGAGGCUUUUUUGAGGUACAAGGCUGUUUAUGGUCGAUCAUUGCUAACGGUACAAAAAUCUGAAAUUUAUUUAUGAUGCCUAUAUAGAUGUAUGUAUAUUUUUGUAAAUACUGUAGAUUUUUUAUUGAAUAUCAAAUUUGUCAAAUAAAUGUGCAAAUGGAUGAACUUUAGAAAA
Molecule: messenger RNA, 1527 nt
Organism: Misgurnus anguillicaudatus (oriental weatherfish)
Lineage: Eukaryota; Metazoa; Chordata; Actinopteri; Cypriniformes; Cobitidae
Gene: gcnt3
Product: glucosaminyl (N-acetyl) transferase 3, mucin type
Cellular component (GO): membrane
Molecular function (GO): acetylglucosaminyltransferase activity
Source: RefSeq, a predicted model, not a curated record